UGUUCUGUAGUAUCAUCCAUGGGAAAUUCCUCCAUUUCUCAUCUCAUUCAAUAAAAGGGUUUUACGCAUCGCCCCCUUUAUUCAUUUUUCUACUUUGAAUUUCUCGAUUCACCUUACAUAAUCUACUUUUGAGAAAAAAUUCCAUCAAAGUUUCUUCGUUUUCUGUGUUAAAAAGUUUGGAUCUUGGUAAUGACUGUAACUCCGGUGGGCAAUCAGGUGGUGGAAGUUCCACCGUUGAAUACUUUACCCAUUGGAUAUCGUUUUCGUCCUACGGAUGAGGAGCUUAUCAAUCAUUAUUUGUGCUUGAAGAUCAAUGGUUGUCAUGAUCAAGUGGGUGUUAUUCGUGAAAUUGAUAUCUGCAAAUUCGAGCCCUGGGAUUUGCCUGAUUUGUCUGUUGUAGAGUCAAAUGACAACGAGUGGUUCUACUUCUGCCCGAUAGACAGGAAGUACCAAAAUGGGCAGCGAUUGAACCGAGCAACAGAACGAGGAUACUGGAAAGCUACUGGUAAAGAUAGAAACAUAGCUACUAGAAAGGGGGCAAAGAUUGGGAUGAAGAAGACUUUGGUGUACUACAAUGGGCGAGCUCCUGAAGGGAAGAGGACCAAUUGGGUGAUCCAUGAAUAUCGUGCAACUGACAAGUCAUUGGAUGGUUCACGCCCUGGACAGGGAGCCUUUGUGCUUUGUCGUCUCUUUAAGAAGAAUGAAUUGAAGCAAGAUGAAAAUGUCGAAAGUUCACAUUUUGAUGAAGUUGAACAUCUUGUUUCUUCUCCUGCUGUUGGAAUAUCACCAACCGAUGAUGGAUUAUCAGCACUGGCUCUAUCUCCAAUCAUGGAAAGUGAGAGUAAUAAAAGUAACCCACCAAAAACCUCUGGAUGCAAAACUCAUGACACAAGAUUAUCUAUUGAUAGUUGUGGCAAUAGUUGCACUGCUGGUGAUGGUGAAGAUUUGAUGGUGGACAUAACAUCAGGACAACCAGAUCUCCAGAUAGAGGAAUUGUUGGGACUCUUUCGCGACCCUUCACCAGAGCCUAUUGAUUGGUCUCCGUUGCAUUCACAGUCGCAGGUGGAGUUUGGAUCUUCUAUCUCACAUGGUACCAUGAGCAAUGAGAUAAACUGUGAUCAAAAGGAUGUCCAGUGUCAGAAUGGAAUAAAUGAUCUCAAUACGAAUGAGUUUCUAAAUUCAAUUCUUGUCAGCUCUGAUGAGUUUUCAUAUGAAGAUUCUGAAAAGGAAUUGAGGUCAAUGUGGUUUGCCUCAAACAGUAUUAACACUAUAACAACGGCACCAGUUACGGACUCUGGAACGUGUAGUGUGUUGAAGUCACAAGUCACACAAGAGCCAGUUAGGAGAGAUAUAUUUGAACCUGAGCUGCUGUUGGGAAAUUGUGGAGAGACUGCAUUAAUGAGAGAGGUUAAUUCUGUUGCAACCACAGUGGACGAUGUGUUUGCAACACCUUAUGUUCGCAAUGAUCACUCAAUGGGGAAUGUAGGCACUGAUUCUGCUUUUGGAAUAACACUAAGGACUCGGCGGACGCAGAAUCAACCUGACAACAGCCAGCUGGGAUCUGGAAUGCAAGGAACUACUGUUAGAAGAAUACGUUACCAAGUGAAACUUCAAGCCGGAAGAGUAGAGCGUCGCAUGCCAACUGAUUCUGAUCAGGGUGGAGCAAAUCAUGAAGGACUGUCAGCUGUAUCUGAGAGUGAAAAGUUCUCCAAUGAAGAUAGUUCUUCUUUGAGUGCUGCUAUCUCCAGUGAUGUGACACAAGAUACCAUGUGCAAAGAAUUUGAAGGGGAUCGUCAAAUGGCUGAAGACUUGAGUGCAAAUGUGAAAGAUAGAAAUGGUUUAAAGAGAGCAGCAUUGUCUUCGUUUUCAUUCAGUUUCUACAUAUCCAAGGUGUUCGCUGUUGCAAGUUUACUCAUAGUCUUCUUAGGUGUUUGUGGAUGCUUUAAGCUGAGACAGUCUGCAUCCAAAUUGUAGCUUCUUGUAACUGGCUUAACAUGUUUUGUUGAUUUUAUCUCCUUUUCAAAUACUGCAAAGGAGCUAAAGUUGAGAAAACUUAGAAGUUACUACUAGUGUAUACUUUAUAUUAUAAUUAGCUUGUUUUGUACAUUACUAGCACUAUAUUGUGUAAGGAGAUCUAGUUACUUUAGACUUUUUCCCAAAAAUUUUCAUUUGGCAUUUUGACUUCACUCAAUAUAUAUGGACAUCUGCUUGGUCUUCAUUUGCUAGAAA
Molecule: messenger RNA, 2229 nt
Organism: Solanum pennellii
Lineage: Eukaryota; Viridiplantae; Streptophyta; Magnoliopsida; Solanales; Solanaceae
Product: NAC domain-containing protein 91
Exons: 6
Coding region: 190-1974 (594 amino acids)
Biological process (GO): regulation of DNA-templated transcription
Molecular function (GO): DNA binding
Source: RefSeq, a predicted model, not a curated record